Pediculus humanus corporis (human body louse) is the source of this 2235-nucleotide messenger RNA. Its product is annotated as DNA-binding protein RFX2, putative. The record is from RefSeq and is a predicted model, not a curated record. Gene Ontology annotation, molecular function: RNA polymerase II cis-regulatory region sequence-specific DNA binding; DNA-binding transcription factor activity, RNA polymerase II-specific. Lineage: Eukaryota; Metazoa; Arthropoda; Insecta; Psocodea; Pediculidae. The coding region runs from base 1 to 2235 and encodes 744 amino acids. The transcript is spliced from 12 exons. Gene Ontology annotation, biological process: regulation of transcription by RNA polymerase II.
AUGGUCUUAGGGCCAUGUUAUUUACAAUUUUUUUUUAAAGUUUUGUCAACAGAAAGAAUACUUGAUUAUAUUCAAAUAGAAUCUUACUGUUUGGUAAGCUUCUUAGUUACCGUUUUAUCAAUUGGUAAUAAAUUAAAACAAUGUAGUGUUUUGACGUUGCCUUGGGAUCAAAAGGCGUAUCUAGGUUGCGAUAGUCCGGAUUCAAGCGAUGGAUCGACUCAGGUUUCUUCUCAAGUUAUGGUCACUAGUCCCGCUUCGGAACCUCACACACCGCAUUACAUAGUUGCGGAGGGAGCAACAAGGUCCUACACUAGCUUGACCACCGUGAGCACAGCAGUUGCUGAUGACGAAACCGUCGGAGAAGUUUCUACCGUUCAUCCUACUUAUGUGCAAUAUACGGUAGAUGGAACAGAACAAGCCAUUUACGCGACAACCACCAACGGACAAAUAACAUAUCCAGUUUUUGCAGUGGGAGAAAAUUACACGCCUGGAUCUGGACAAUAUUAUACGUCUGGAAAUACUGCGGUUACCUAUACUCAAGUUGCUCAAACUGGGCAAAGCUUAAUCACGGGAAGUACUUAUUUGAUACAGCCAACUGUGGAUCACGAAAGUGCUCAUACGAUAAUAACCGGCUCAAGAACUAGUCCUGAUACAGUAAAUGCUGAUGGGUCUGGUGUUUACAUGGUAUCGUCUAACAAUGCAGUCUCAAUGGAUGGUGAAAGAAUUGACAGUAAUAUAUCUAAUGCCACCCGGGUUUCACCUGCAACAGUUCAAUGGCUUUUAGAAAACUACGAAUGUUUCGAAGGAGUCAGUUUACCGAGAUCAACCAUGUACGCCCAUUAUUUAAGACACUGCAGUGAACAUAAAUUGGAUCCUGUGAAUGCUGCAUCCUUUGGAAAACUUAUAAGAAGUGUAUUUUUAGGUUUAAGAACACGGAGAUUGGGUACUAGGGGUAAUUCAAAAUAUCAUUAUUACGGAAUAAGAAUAAAACCUGGAUCCAGUUUGACUCAUAUAUCAGUAGAUCCCGUUGUAAAUACUCCCAGAGGAGGCGGCGGAGGAAACAACAAAAGAUUUAAACAAACAGCCGGCAUGAAAACCGAAAACCAAUAUGAUUCCUCUGGAAAUCACAAUACUAGUCCUCAAGCAAAUGACAACCAACAGUAUUUAGGUGAUGGAAUUGGAGCCAUUCCAGAAUUCCCUGCCAUAAAACUCAUUUCCUUACCUGAAGAUAAUUCUGAUGUAACAUUAGAAGAUGUGGAUACUUUAAGAAAUAUAUACAGAGAACAUUGCGAGGCUUUCUUGGAAGCGGUUUUGAAUUUAGAAUUUCAAACCAUAGAAAGUCUCUGGAGAGAAUUUUGGAGAUCUCAAGAUAAUAAUAACGGAGAUGAGUGCGAAGAAGAAAAAUAUUUAUCCAAGUCGAAAUUAUACUCUCUGUGCAAAUUGCAACCGAUUCAAGAAUUUAUGCGAUCAGUCGAUUAUGUCUUCUAUCAAAAUAUAGUACAAGUUUUAAUACCGGAUGUUUUGAGACCGAUCCCUAGCUCGUUAACUCAAUCGAUACGGAAUUUCGCCAAGGGUUUGGAAAAUUGGUUGACCGGAGCCAUGAACGGAUGCCCUCAAGAAAUGGUUUUGAUUAAGGUUAUUAUCCCGGUUUCUGCAUUGGCUCAAACUCUUAGACGUUACACAUCUUUGAAUCAUCUUGCCCAAGCAGCAAGAGCCGUUUUACAAAAUUCUUCACAAAUAACUCAAAUGUUGGCGGAUUUGAAUCGCGUGGAUUUUCACAACGUUCAAGAGCAAGCGUCUUGGGUGUGCGAAUGCGAGGAUUCGGUCGUUCAACGAUUAGAAGCGGAUUUUAAAUCGACAUUACAACAGCAAAAUUCAUUGGAAUCUUGGGCUUUGUGGUUGAAAAACGUCGUGGCACAAGUUUUAAAACCUUUCGAGGGAAAACCUAAUUUUGCAAAAGCGGCGAGGCAAUUUUUACUAAAAUGGAGUUUUUACAGGCAAAAAAAUUUUUUUCUAAUAAAUUUUUCAGUGAAUGCUUCUAUGGUUAUACGAGAUCUCACGCUAAGAUCUGCUGCCAGUUUUGGUUCUUUUCAUUUAAUACGUUUACUAUAUGACGAGUACAUGUUUUAUUUGGUCGAACAUGAAGUCGCCUUAGCCACCGGUGAAACUCCAAUCGCAGUCAUGAGCGAGGUAAUUAUUAUCAUUAUUAUUAUUAUUAUUAUUAUUAUUAUUUAA